Messenger RNA from Penicillium chermesinum, 2871 nucleotides. RefSeq lists its product as uncharacterized. Bases 1 to 2871 code for a protein of 956 amino acids. Lineage: Eukaryota; Fungi; Ascomycota; Eurotiomycetes; Eurotiales; Aspergillaceae. Gene Ontology annotation, molecular function: protein binding. The transcript has a single exon. The record is from RefSeq and is a predicted model, not a curated record.
AUGUCUCAGAUUGCGAUUCCUAAUGCGAUGGAGCCCCGCGGCUGCUCCAAGCGUUCUCCGCCAGCCGUCUCAGUCUUAUCUCUAGCAUUUCUAGCGUCGCUGAAUGUUGCUGCUGCAAUCCCAUACACGCCCUCGACGAUAUGCGUCUCCUCGUUGCACAAUGACUCGAUCGCAUACCUCCUCCGGCCCAGUGGCUCCGGCAGCACCGAAUUCCUCUCCCUGAAUAUCUCGAGCAUUGAUACCGGAAAGACAUCCUUUGACACUCUACUCCAAGAGACUCCCUUCCAUUAUACGAAUCAAUCGUCCACCUUCAUUCCCACGGUCGAUGAUCAUGGUGUCAUUACUGUUUACGCGGGAGAUUGCCACGGCACGCUCUCCCAAUCAGUAUGGCAGUUCCAACCCGACAACAGCAGCUCAACUGGCAAUGGGACCUGGAACCAGCUCUCGGUCAAUCCAGGGAAAGGGCUCGUACAGCCCAACUACCUAGCGGCUGGCUUUAGCUUCACCUCCGCCGACUCAACCGACACCUCCAUCUAUUCUUUUGGGGGUAUGUGUCCGUUCGCCAACAGUACCGAUGAGACAUGGGUUUCUGCUGCCAAUUAUUCGCAAAACAUGAUCGCGCUCAAGCUUUCCGAUGGAGGCAGCCUCGAUGCAAGCAUUACCGGAUCUCGCGCACCUCCUGUGCCCGAGGCAGGGAUGGCCGUUGUGCCAUUGUCGCCCACCUCGUCACGGACCGAGAAGCAACAAGACUUCCUUUUGAUCGGCGGACAUACCCAGCACGCUUUUCUUAAUAUGUCGCAAUUGGCUAUAUUCUCGGUCCCUCAAGAAAGCUGGAGCUUCGUCAAGGUCAAUUCCGCGCCCUCGGCGAGAACCGAAUUAGCGAUUAGGGAUGGAUACAGUGUCGAGCCUCGAUCCGGUCACGCAGCUGUGUUGUCGGAAGAUGGAACGAAAGUCUUUGUCAUCGGUGGCUGGGUGGGAGAUACUUCUGUGCCGGCUGAUCCCCAACUCGCAGUGCUUGAGCUAGGCGAAAAUUAUGGAGGCACUGGAGAAUGGACUUGGAACUCACCAUCGUCGUCAUUAGCUUCGGAGGCUGGCAUCGCAGCAGGAACCGGUAUCUUUGGCCACUCCGCAGCUAUGCUCCCAGGAGGCGUUUUGAUGAUUGCUGGGGGGUAUAGUAUUCCAAAGAAGUCGUCAAAACGGGCUACAUCGUCUGUGGAGCGCAACCCUCAUGUUUAUCUGUAUAACUCCACAUCAGGCGCCUGGGUCACAUCUUACACGAACCCAGUCGCUAAGCCACACAGUGCUUCCCCAGCGCAUACCGGCGAUAAACUCAACAAAGGGCAAAAGAUCGGAUUAGGAGUUGGCUUGAGCCUUGGGCUCCUCGUCGCGUUCGUUAUUCUAGCGUUUGUAUUGCGAUAUCACCAGAAACGCCGGGUGAAAGGGAAGCGAGAUUCACAACUGCGCGAGCUUGCGCUCGGAGCCGAGCGCGCACACUUCUGGGGCCAUGAUGAACCGUACCAAGCAAGCAGCAUCCGAAGCUCUCAAAUGAGUGAAAAAACCGAUCCUGCCAGAGGCUAUGCCUGGGCGACAAAUCGCAACGGCACAACACACCCUUGGAAAGACCAAGGCGAUGGAACUGAGCGAACAGGAUUGCUUGCUGAGUCGCCGAGUCCAAAGAAAAGCCCUCAGAAUACCCGUCCCACCAGCAGAGCCUGGUCAUAUCGCCCGUCGGGAAUUAACGAUUACCGGCGAAGUGAACUCACAAGUGAAAUUCAUCCAAUAGAUGAACGUGAAGAGGACGAAGCUAUUUUCCGUGAGCGCUUGAUGGCAACCAUCCCUAAAGAUGAAAGACCCCACGUGCACGACGAAAAUGGUCCGUUUUCUGAUACUACAUUCGCAACUCCCCGGAGCACCAUCUUUGGGGUUGGCCUAGGUCCUUUUUACACCCGUAGGAAGGGCAUGGGCUCCGUUGACGAAGAUGGACGGUCAACUCCCACGAAAAGUGAACGCACCUCCACGGGUCUGUCUGAGGGAUCGAACUUUUCCUUCUCCUCCGGACUAACCGGGCAAGUACAGCAGGCACGGGCCGUUUAUGUUAAUCGGCCUCUUAGCUGGUCAAGCAGCGGCGGGCGUUCUGUCGACCAUGUUGCAGCCGCAUCAAUCCACAGCAGGGACACAACCCACAGUGAAGGCGAUGGGAUGAUAGCACCCUCGGAGAAGUCAUACUCCGGAGAUUCCUACUCAACGGCCCAGACAACCAUGCUCGACCGUCAGGCAGAAAACACCUCGCUCAUGCUUGAUAAUGACCUCAACCCCUCUCAUGAAACAUCGCCAUCGAAGCUUCCACCUUCCUCAAAACCACGAACCUCUGGCGUUUUCGAGACUGUCCGCCGGGCUCUUACUCUCACUCGACGCGACUACACAGUUCCACCAGAUCUUGAUGAUUCUGGCGUUGCUUCUGGUAUUGACCGUCGAAGCACGGUGGUUGGGUUGGGGCUCAGUGGAAUCAACAGCGGUGCCAGCACUCCUCGCCGAGCCGUUAGUGCUUCUGCUGAAUUGUUUCGACGGAAACAAAGCGCAAAAAACUGGAAUGCGAAGAAACGCGAGUCAGACAAUGGCUUUGUGACCGCGAGAUCCACGCGCGAUGACCUCUUCAUCGGUGCACCCGGCUACCUGGGCGAUGACGAGACCAUGGACGACGAGUGGGAUGGUGACGGCGUCGAGAACCGCAAUGUGCAGAUGGCCUACCUGGCUCCGCGUGAAAGGCUGCGAGUCGUCAAUUCCACAGCCGGAGACAUGGACAAUAUCUCUCAGCGCUCCACGAGUCGUGGUCUCAGUGGCUCUAACACUCCCCGCAGAGUCAGCAACUAG